AUGCAAAUGUGUUGCACGCCAUUAUAUGCACUUUGUUGUACGAACAAUACUGUCUGGUCUUGCCCACAACCGCCACCGGGUUGCCGUGACCUGCCUUACCACCUAUACGAGAUGACCGACGCUCGUUUGAACAUACCUAGCGACUCGAUGCGCCUCAUUACAACUAAUUAUGUAAUUUUCCGCUAUACUGGAAAUGUAGAAAGUAUGGAGAUAAAAGCGGAGGGAGUGCUGGACGGUACACUGGUUCCGCGGCCGGUUAAGGAGCGCAAGAAGCAUGACCGGUUCAACGGCAUGAGCGAGGAGGAAGUGUCCCGCCGCACCCUGCCAGACCACCUCGCUGAAAACCUCGACAUCAUCAUUAUUGGCAUAAACCCCGGAUUGUUUGCGGCGUACAAAGGACAUCACUACGCAGGCCCUGGAAAUCAUUUCUGGAAGUGUCUCUAUCUCUCUGGACUGACAAGGGAGCAGAUGAGCGCGGAUGAAGACUACAAGCUACUGAACUUCGGCAUCGGUUUCACGAACAUGGUGUCUCGCCCCACCAAGGGAUCAGCCGACCUCACUCGGCGGGAGAUCAAGGAGGGGUCCGCCAUCUUGUUGGAGAAAUUGCAGACCUUCCGUCCGAAGGUGGCCGUAUUCAACGGGAAGCUGAUUUAUGAAGUGUUCUCCGGGAAAAAAGACUUCUGUUUUGGAAAACAACCUGACACAAUUGCUGGGACAAACACUUAUAUGUGGGUGAUGCCAUCAUCAUCUGCGCGCUGUGCCCAACUGCCUCGCGCAGCGGACAAGGUUCCCUUCUAUGCGGCCCUCAAGAAGUUCCGCGACUACCUCAACGGGCUCGUGCCCCACGUCGAGGAGGCAGAGCUCGUGUUCCCGGACAACACCAGCCGACGCCCACAGGAGGAGAUGGAGAUUCGCAGCGCUUACCGCUCCCCCGACCCCUUAAACUCAACCGGCCAAGCCGGCAAAACAAAGGCAGAAGCAGUGAGCGAAGCUCCUUGCAGACUGACGAUGGAGCCGGAGCCGGGAGACACCAUCAUCCUGGAAGACGGCACCGAGGUCCCUCUCAAAAAGAAGCGGGGAAGACCCAAGAAGAUCAAGCUGGAGAACGGCGAGACGGCACCGGUGACACCCCGCGCACCCCGAGCCCCGCGUCCACCCCCGCAGCUAGAUUCUAGCGGUGGUGAACAGCCCCCAAAGAAGAAGCGAGGAAGACCGAAGAAGAUUCGCCCUGAGGAGCAACAGUUCUUGUUGCAGCACCAGCAACAUCAACAACAGCAGCAAGCGAACACGCUGGUAGCAAGCGGCGGCAACCCGCUGAACACGCUGCAGCCCAUCCACGCGCACGCGCACGAGGGCGGCUACAUGUCGCACGGCGCGCCCGCCGACUUCCCCCAGCAGCUGCCCUCGCCGCUCGCUCAGGCUCCGCUGCUCUACCCGCACCAGCAGCAUCAACAGCAUCAGCAGCACCAGCAGCUCGGCGGCGACACUCCUAACUACUUCCAGCAACAGCCGCCCAAUCAAGGAAUGGACUCUCCCCUGGACGUGUCGAACCCCCUGGCGGGCAUGGGGCGCGGCUACUCGUCCCCGGGCGGGGGCGGCGCGGGCUACGCGGCGUCCCCCCGCGGCGUGUACGCGUCGCCGCGCUCGCAGGGCUACUCGCCCAGCCCCGCGCGCCCCGCCGGCACCCCGCAGCCGCAGUUCCCGUCGAGCCCGGCGGCGUUCUCGGCGCCGUCCCCCCCUCGAGCUGGUGGCGCGGGGGGCGGAGGCGGCGGGGGCUACGGCUCGCCCGCCCCUCGCGCCGCCCCCUUCAGCGGCCGCAGCCCGCUGUACGCGCACAGCCCCGCGCCAUACCAGCACCAGGCGCAGAGCCCCGCCCCGCCAGCCCCGACGGCGCGCUUCUCGCAGUCACCGCACCCCCACCACCCGCACCCCUACUCGCACUCGCCCGCGCCACAGUCUCAAGGCCGGCCAUUUUCCCGGUCACCUGCGCCAGUGGGUGUCAACGUGGUGGGAGGCACCACGCCCUUCCCGGCCGCUUCCCCGGCCGGACAGGGGCUGCACAGCUAUACGCCUUCGCCAGCCCACACGCCUUACAGUCAACACUCGUCUCCGGCCCCGCCACCUCGAACUCCAACGUACACGGAGCCCCACCACUUCACCAACGCCAGUGGGGGUAGCUUCAGCGGGGAGCUGUCGAGUGAGAUCGGCGCGGCGAUAUCGUCGCCCGGGCCGGUGUCGCCCGGCAUGGCGGCGCUGGACUUCGAGCCCCCUCGUGACCCGGACCCUGAGCGCGACGCCAGUCCCAUGGGGAGCACGGACAUGCAUCCCGGAUCUAACAGUAACUCUUCGCUUUCGGAUUAUAACAAGACGUCUGCGGGCAGCGAGAUGUCCCCGGCGGGCGUGAACAACAACUCGUUCGGCGGCGCGCUGUACGAGGGCGAGCAGCGCCUGCAGUACCCGCACCUGCACCACACGCACAGCCCCACGCAGGACAAGCAGGACCACUAUCAUUACCGGCAGGACCAGGGCCCAGGUGUAGCAGAGAGCCCGCGGUUAGACCAACUACACCAGCACCCCUCCAUGUACCCUAGCAAUUUUAAUAGCAGGUCGAGCCCGGCGGGCGGCGAGGCCUUCUCCCCGCUGGCGGCGGGCGGCUUCCGGCCACCCGACGCGCACACGCCACACACCCCGCACACCCCGCACGGGGACCACACGCCUCAUCACCACCAGCCCGGUUCACCGGGCGAGUAUGCUGGUGCGGUGAAGACUAAGGCACAGGACGUGGCGUCCAAAUCGUUAUCAGGGCUGGAGUCUCUGGUGGACCAAAUCCCGUCCAUCGCGGAGGGCCAGGGGGCGGGCGGUGUGGGUGGUGCGGGGGCGGGCGCUGCGGGGCCCGGGGCGGGGUCGGCGCCCGCGCCCGAGCAGGCCCCCGCGCCUGUCACGGCGCUGCCCGACUACGCGUCCGCGCUCUACCCGCCCUACGGAGCCUAUGGCGGUGCGGCCUAUGGGAAUAAUGGGUACGGCGGUCCUUUCGUGGGCUACGGCGGGGGCUGGGGCACUGCGGUGAUGCGGCCCACGCCGGGCUACCUGUCGGAGUGGCAGUACGGCUACCCCGCGGGCGUGCCGGCGGGCUACGCGCCCUACAACACGCCCUACUACAACGGCUACGCCGGCCCGCCGCCCGCGCACCAUCAACAGACGCACUACUUAUCGGCCCCUCCGCUGAUCGACCUGCACAAGAACGGCGAGCACUCCGCGGGAGUGCCGGCCGUGCCCUCCGUGCCCUCCGUACCCUCUGUGGGCUUCGGCGGGUUCUGUUAG
This is a messenger RNA of Arctia plantaginis, 3321 nucleotides long. The record is from the annotation of a GenBank genome assembly. NCBI's taxonomy places the organism in Eukaryota, Metazoa, Arthropoda, Insecta, Lepidoptera, Erebidae.